Ectocarpus sp. CCAP 1310/34 is the source of this 428-nucleotide messenger RNA. Lineage: Eukaryota; Phaeophyceae; Ectocarpales; Ectocarpaceae. The record is from the annotation of a GenBank genome assembly.
AUGACCGUGUCCAUCGUUCGGCACGGCGGCCAGUGGUGUGAUGGGAAAAACGUGGCGGCGAAAUGGAAGUGCAACCUGUAACUGUGCACUGAAAAGGAUGACCGGGAGUCAUUUACGGUGAAUGCUGCAGUGGUGGCACGUUCGAAGUGCCUGUCUAGCCUUCACUGUGGCGAAAGCUGGAAUAUGGAUCGGAGGUCGACAGCAACAACAUCGACAGAGCGCACGCAUACAACAUUGCAAGGUUAGGUUCUGUAGGGUACGGGUAAUGUCUGUGGGGUAUUGGAUCUGUUACAGAACCGGAGGGUAAUCUCUGUAGGGUACGGGGUGUGCUACAGAACUCACAGAAGGUAUUGUGGCACGACCGUCACAGAACCCACAGAAGUGUUAGGGUAUUGUAUACAGAACGAGAGGGUAAUCUCUGUGGGGUA